GGGAACUGUAUUUCUCGCCUGCACCGGUACUGCCAAGUGGAUGGUGCUCUCGAGGAUCGGGCGUUGUCGAUUAGGAGACUGAACUUAUCGCAGAUGCAGGACGGCAACGGCAGUUCGAGCCCGCGGGAGGAGGAGGACUCCUUGAUAAGUCACAUGUGGCCAUACGGGCAGCCGAACGGGACAAAAGUGCGCGAACCAGCGGACUUUGGAGGGGCUCACGUGACAGGAAUGGGUCUGUCGAAAGAUGGGAUGCAUCUCGUCUUGGGCGUAGCGAAUGGAGAUCCAAAAGAAAUAUGGGACAGUGGGACCAGAUCUCGGACUGACAACGGCUCCGUGUUCACUUCUUUGUCUCUCGCCGACGGCUCUCGAUUGUCAUCUCCCCCUUUGAGCAAAUUGUCCCAGGCGUGGGCGUUAGAGCCUAACAAGGGUUUUCUUUACUAUUUGCAAUCUGAUUCCGCAUUACUGAACGUCACGGUUAAYGAUGUCGGACUUCCAAACGGCAAUCCGAACCCGAUAUCCCCUCAGAAUAUCGGAUUGCCGAGUGAUCCUAUCGAUCCUAACGAGGAGUUCCAAUCUGGAAGCCUUCUAUCGGACGGCAAUUGCCUGUCGGCCCUCCCACGUUAUUUCGGCGUAGCGGAUGUUACGGCAUUGGCACUUGGUGAUAACGGCGACGGCUUAAGCCUCUACGUUGGAACCAGCGAUGGCAGCGUGUAUCUCGUUCCGCUCAACAGGUCGGAACUGAGCAGUUGUGAAGAGGAACGGUACUGGCCGCGAGCAGUGGCAGGCGUACGUAGAUUUCAUCUUCGUUUAUACCGAGUCGAGUAUUUUCCGGUUAAUCUGUGUUCGUCAGUACUGGCAGGCAUGAUCUAUUUCGUAAUAGUUAUUGUACCCUCCUCCUGGGGCUCCGGAUUCGAUCCAUGGACUUACUUUGUUGUAGUUGUUCCUUCGAUAUUUCCAGCAGUAGCAAUAGCAACUUGGGCAUUUGUGUGGGUUUGCGUGGCCAGAAAGCGUCGACGUCGAGCUCUGGAACAGGUCAAUCACAACUCUGCCGUUGCUGGCCGGMCGAGGACUUCAGSUCCGCGGGACUGCACUGCUGUGGAUUUCUGGGGACUGAGGCCGUCACGCGYCCAGCAGUUCGGGAUAAAAACUCUAUCGGAUUGCACGGACAAUUUUAGCUCGAYUCAUCAAAUCGGGAACAGAGGGUCAUUUGGGAAAGUCUACAAGGGUUCGCUCGAUGGGAAGGAUGUGGCGAUCAAGGUGAUGGCCGGCGAGCUAACGGACACCAAACGGAACCAGUUCGUGGCGGAGGUGAACACUCUCAGUGCAGUUAAUCACGUCAAUCUCAUCCAGCUCACUGGUUACUGCCAGGAGGGCAAUCAAUGCAUCUUGGUGUACCCCUACUUCCCGGGGGGGUGCUUGCACGAGCGGUUAUCUCCUAACACUGAUAAGCAGCUGAGCAUUGAGUUGGAUUCUCCUCCCCCACUCACUCUCCAGGAGCGCAUGAGCAUUGCCUUCCAGAUUGCCAGGGGGCUCCAGUAUCUACACGAUGAUGCCAAGCCUCCCAUCAUCCAUCGUGACAUCAAGAGUAGCAACGUCCUGCUUGGCGAUGGCUGUGGGGACACACUCCAUGUAGUCAUCACUGACUUCGGAUUGGCGGCCAUCGGGGAGAGGGUGUUGGACACAGGACACGACCAUGUUGUGCUCACAUCUCACAUUGGUGGCACCUUUGGGUACAUGUCGCCCGAGUACAUGCUGAGAGGCGAGCUGUCCGAGAAGAACGACGUGUACUCCUUUGGGGUUCUUGUCCUGGAGAUGCUAACGGGAAAACAGGUGGUCACACGGGCGCCUUCUGGGGUGGGAUGGCAGACACUGGUGGAGUGGGUGAAGCCUUUCCUUCAAGAUCAAGGUGAAAAAGCGCAACACCCGAGUCUGGACAUGCCAUGUGCUAUUCUUGACCGCUGUUUGUGGGAUCAUAUGGCGAUGAACAGCUUCAGACUGGCUUGGGAAUGUGUCCAUGAGGACUACGGGUCAAGGCCGGCAAUGCGAGCUGUUGUGCAGCGCAUCCACAGCAUGCUUCUUGAUGUUGGUUGGGACUUCUUGAUCCAAACAAUGGACAUGGAGCACCUUCUGACGACACCAGAGGCAGAGGAUAACAUCUGCAAGGUCUAUGAUGCUGAGUUACAAGGGGGUCAUGAAGUGCAGCUAGCGUGAGGGAUGGAUGAGAACUGUAGAAGGAUGCCACAUUUCUAGAUGUGAGGAGAGUAGAACGGAGGCCCUUGUGAGUACUGCUCUUUGUCUAAGUAUAUACUAUGAAUUCCUUUUUGUCUUAGCGAGUCAUAGCACGUAGCAUUACAUUAUCGGGUAGAAUUCAAGCUCGUGAUCUGCCUAUUCAGUGUUACAUGAAGUCUGCCGUACGCACAGCCAGCAGGCUGCAAGGUGCUCAAAUCUUUCACAUGCUGACAAGUGAAAGUCAUUGUGUGGGUCUAGAGCUGAAACUGCGAAUACUUACCUGCUUGUUUUGGGGACUGGAUGUGUGGAGCCUUCAUUAGAUUCAGCCAAAGUUACGUUAGAGCAAGACGUGUUAUGCACUGCACCUC
This is a messenger RNA of Chara braunii, 2597 nucleotides long. The record is from the annotation of a GenBank genome assembly. Lineage: Eukaryota; Viridiplantae; Streptophyta; Charophyceae; Charales; Characeae.